CGCCAUUCUCUACUGUGAAUAGCCCGCUCGGAAGAUGCUUAGUUAUAUGAAUUUCAUCUUUCGUAAAUGGCAAAAAUCAAAACUCUAGUACGAGAAAACAUGAAUUUUGUUCGUAAUAAUCGUAAUACGAAGGGUAUCGAAACCCUAGAAAACGAACAGAGAAUUUCUAAAGAUGUCGGACCGACAACAAUGGACCAUCGAUUCCGAUCUGGACGGAAUAGAUCUUGAUCCUGAAGACUUCAAAGCUUCAGUUCCUCUCAAAAAGGUUCCGACCGGCGAUGUAUUCGAAGCUUCCAGGGCUGGAGAUGUCGAGAGGCUCCGUUACCUGCUCGAAUCAGGGGUAAACGUAAAUGCCAGAGAUCAAUGGGAUUCUGUUGCUCUAUACUACGCGUGCUUGGCCGGCCACCUCGAUGCAGCUCGGAUGCUUCUAGAAAGCGGUGCGAUAUGCUCCGAGCACACGUUCGAUGGCGAUCGAUGUCAUUAUGCUUCUUUGAACCUUAAAGUCAGGAAAUUGCUCAAGGCUUUUGAAGCUCGGCCGCCUCCGUUGGGGCCGUUGCAGGCUGCUUUGAGAGAGACAUUCCUUGGGUCCAGAGCCAAUCGAACUUACUUCGAACAGUCGGAUAAUCUUACCCAUUUCCAUGGUACUUUAUCAAAUGACACAUCCACUUCAUGUCAGUUUCCUCCCGAUGUGGUGUUUUUUGUGCAAGGCAGGCCAAUUGAAGCUCACAGAGUCAUCUUAAGUGCUCGGUCAGCUUUCUAUAUGAAGAAAUUUGAGUCAGAUUGGAGAAACCGCAGGGAAGUGAGGUUCUCAAGUGGAAAGUUAUCUUAUCCUGCCCUAUACAGCCUCUUCCAUUUCUUCUAUUCUGACAGACUUGAGGUUGCAGUGGAUGACAUGGAAGAUCUCAUACGAAUUUGCAAAGUCUGCAAAUGUGAAGAACUUCAGAAGGCUCUUGGGAAAGAGUUGAUCCACCAAAAAUAUGCUGACUAUAAAUCACUGAGGGAUGAGGAUAAUUCUCAGAAACGAUUUAUCUUACAGGGCCUGUCCCUUCCAGAGGAGGACCGGCUUCCUGCAGCCUUGUACCGAAUUCUUCAAUGUUCCCUUGCCAAGUCCCGUAGGGAAGAAAAUCUGGAAAAUGGUACUGAGGAACUAGUGUCUGGAGUUAGGGCAUUGCUGAUGAGUGAUUUUGGAGAUGAUCUUGCAGAUAUUUGCAUAAGGGUUGAUGGCAAGAUUUUCCGCUGCCAUCAAGUGAUAUUAGCAUCAAGGUCAGAAUACUUCAAAGCAAGGUUGUCUCGUAUGACUGAAUUUCUUGAAGGGACCAAUAGAUUGCCGGGUGAUACUCUUCCAUGUCUUGAAGAACACGAUUUAAGCACAGAGGCUUUUGAGAAGAUGAUAGAAUAUAUGUACACAGAUGGUUUGAAGGAUAUAGAUCCAAACCAGGCCGAAGAAAUGUUUGAUGCUGCUUCAAGAUAUCUAUUAUUUCCUCUGAAGCGUGCUGUAGCUGAUGCAUUGUUGCCACACCUUGAAAUGGUCUCUCCUGCAGAACUGUGCCAAUGGCUGAUGCUAUCAGAUAUGUAUUCUGUUCUAAAGAUAAGGGAAUACUGCCUCGAUAUUAUUUCUUGCAACUUCGAGACAUUUGCUGAUACACGUGAGUUCCGGGCAAUGCUAUUGGAACUUCCCCCACCCUCUGGAGAUUCUUCACUUCGCACCACCCUUCCAAGCGCUCCAGGAGCUGGUGUGAACACUGACCAAGGAAAUAUUCUUGAUGACCUGCGGGAGAAGUGGCUCGAGGCUGAAGCUGCUGAGCUUGACAAGAGAGAUGAGAGUGCCGCCUUAUUUGACCAGCGGCUGGAGAUGCUUAUUCUUGUGGCACAACAAGAAAAUACUGGAAAUGACACUGAUGAUCCUUAAACUGCAACAGAGUGUAAGCCAUUCUCUACACUUGACUACAGGAAUAGGAAGCUGG
Molecule: messenger RNA, 1964 nt
Organism: Telopea speciosissima
Lineage: Eukaryota; Viridiplantae; Streptophyta; Magnoliopsida; Proteales; Proteaceae
Product: BTB/POZ domain-containing protein At2g04740
Exons: 5
Coding region: 173-1909 (578 amino acids)
Cellular component (GO): cytoplasm; ubiquitin ligase complex
Molecular function (GO): protein binding
Source: RefSeq, a predicted model, not a curated record